Messenger RNA from Phaeoacremonium minimum UCRPA7, 822 nucleotides. RefSeq names its product putative aspartic-type endopeptidase protein. Gene Ontology annotation, molecular function: aspartic-type endopeptidase activity. The record is from RefSeq and is a predicted model, not a curated record. Gene Ontology annotation, biological process: proteolysis. The transcript has a single exon. Bases 1 to 822 code for a protein of 273 amino acids. NCBI's taxonomy places the organism in Eukaryota, Fungi, Ascomycota, Sordariomycetes, Togniniales, Togniniaceae.
AUGAAGGCAGAUGGUUUAAUUCAAUCCAAUGCCUACAGCUUGUGGCUGAACGAUCUGGAUGCGAACACGGGCAGCAUCCUGUUUGGAGGAGUCGAUACGGCACAGUUCAAAGGCGAGCUUGCCACGCUGCCCAUCCAGCAGAACUCAGGGGUCUAUGCCGAGUUUCUGAUCACACUCACCUCCCUGUCUCUCGGAGGCACGGUUCUUGCCGACGACCUGGCACAAGCCGUUCUACUGGACUCUGGAUCCUCCCUCACCUAUCUACCAGACAGCAUCGUAGAAGACAUCUACACCGAGCUCGACGCCCAGUACGACUCCUCGUCCGGCGUCGCAUACGUCCCCUGCAACAUCGAGAACCAGAACACGAGCCUGACGUUCAGCUUCUCCGGCGUCGAGAUCACCGUCGGCAUGGACGAGCUUGCGCUGGACCUGGUGACGGCCAGCGGCAAGCGGCCCACGUUCCAGGACGGCACCACGGCGUGCCUGUUCGGCAUCGCGCCGGCGGGCGACGGCACCAACGUCCUCGGCGACACCUUCCUGCGCUCGGCAUACGUCGUCUACGACAUGGACAACAACGAGAUCUCGAUCGCGCAGACAAACUUCAACGCCACCGAGAGCAACGUGCUCGAGAUCACGACGGGGACCGACGCCGUGCCGAGCGCCACCGCCGUGACGGACUCGGUGGCUGCGACGGCGGGAGUCGUCACGACGAGUAGCGCCGGCGGGCUUGGCGUCGAGAACGCGGCGCCGUCUGCUGGUGUGGCCGGCUCCCUGUUGGUCGGAGCAGCCGCUUUCGUUGCUGGUCUCGUCGUUCUCUGCUAG